Messenger RNA from Salvia splendens (bonfire salvia), 2282 nucleotides. RefSeq lists its product as uncharacterized. NCBI's taxonomy places the organism in Eukaryota, Viridiplantae, Streptophyta, Magnoliopsida, Lamiales, Lamiaceae. The transcript has 2 exons. Bases 1 to 1302 code for a protein of 433 amino acids. The record is from RefSeq and is a predicted model, not a curated record.
AUGUAUUAUCAAAGAGAGAGGCACCCCGAUCUUGAGUUUUCAGAUCAUUGCUCUCUCCCUCCUUCCUCUGUAGUAAACCCAUGUUUUCAGCCAAAUAAUCAAGAACCAGCAAUGGAUCUCGGAAAGAAAAAGACUCAAAGUGCAAAAGAUUAUGAAGUUCCCGAUUCAAAAGCCACAGCCUUAACUCCUUUCCCAACUACAUCUCAAAAGCAAAUUGUCCCAAACAGAUUUUCUCCUCUCCAAAUUAGACCUGAAAUUCCUUUCAAAAGCAUGCUUGCUUCAAAUUCACCAAAACCUACAAAUAUCCAAAUUCCAAACUCUCCAGAACAAUUUCAAAAAUAUUUUACAAAAGAUUGGUUCGAGGAUAUCGGAAUGACUCCUCAUACCGAAUAUCCUACAGGCCUCAUUCAAAAGGAUUUUAUCCGAGCUAGAUUUCAAAACCCAACACAGCUUUGGGAAUCAGAUAACAGUUUGAAAGACCAAAGAUAUUAUGAGUUAAUUCUUGUUGAUUCACAUUCUGUAGAAAUAACUCAUAAUCCUUCAAUUUCAAAUGAAAUCAGUUUUUCGAAAUGUGUUAUCAAAAAAAUUCAUGCUAUUACUACUUUUGGAGGAUUCAAAGAAUUCAAAGAUUUUUCAGUUCGUCACCCAGCAAAAGGAUUCAAUUAUAUUGAUUACAAAAAUGCUUGGUUUCGGACCUUUUUUAUGAGGCCCUUUAACCAUUCAUGGUUUUUUACCUUCCAUUCAAACAUUGACAAACAUUUUCCGAUGUGGUUCUUUGAUUGGUGGAGAAAAUUUGGAUCUAAUAUCCAGAUCACACCACCUUCUGUUCAAAAAGGAUUUCAAGUCUUCUCAGAAAAUUCAAAUCAUUCCUCGUAUCAAAAGCCCUUGAUGUUCCAUGCAGAAUUCAAAGUCCCUUGGAUUUUUGCUUGGGAUUUUCAUUUUAGAAAAAUUUAUCCAGAUCCAACACCCUUCUCCUUAAUCAGAGUCUUCAAGAUCAAAUGGUGGAGUAAAUUUCAAGAAAAUACUUAUUCUGAACAUGCCGUUAGGCAUUAUUUGUCCACGGGACAAAAGGUUACUUGUCAAAAAGGAGAUGUCAAGAAAGAAAAAUCAAAAGCAAGUUCUAGUUCCAAAGUCUCUAAAGAUUCAAAAUUCAUGAACAUGCCAGAGGAUAUGAAAAAAGAAUUUCUUGAAUUUCUUGCUCAAAGAUCUAGUUCUACCAAGACAAAAUCAAAAGAGUCAGUUUCCUCUGAUCCAAUCGGAGGACAAGACCCAUAUGAUUUCCAAGACCCAUAUAAUUUUUAAUUGCCGCCUUGAAGAAGGAUGAGAUUUGCUCGAAUAUUGAAAAACCGCAAAGAGCAGAUUGAUUACCAAAAGAUGAGAAUUGAGCAACUUUUAGGUUCAAUCAAAAUUGCCCUGCAUAGUCCAGGAGGACUUGAUCAUUUGUUUUUAAAUUUUGAGAUUGAAGAAAUUAAGAGAAGAAUUGACGUUAUUAAAGAUUGUGAAGAAGAGAUUGUGAAGAAGAGAUGAGAAGAAUUAACAUUUUUCUCGCUGCAUAAGAUGCCAAAAAGGAAUGCCUUAUUUAAUAAUGAUUAUGGUUUAGAGAUAAGAAGACUUGCAGAAGAAAUCAAAGAAUAAGAAAGAAGAAUCAAAAUCCUCCAUGAAGUCCGAAGGAGAAGAGAUAGAUUUUUCGGAUUUAUAAGAUUUAAAGAAGAUCAUGAGAAGAAAAUAAGAGUUACAGAAGAAUCCAUCCGAAGGAGAACAAAAGUCAUUGAUGAAUGCAAAAGAAGAAUUGAUAUUAUUCAAAUAAUGCUUGCUGUUUAAUCAAAAGUUGUCAGGAUUGAUACCGCAAAAUUCAAAAGGUAUGCCUCAAAAUUCAAAAGGUGUCUGCCACAACACUAAACGACACCAAGAUGAUUGAAGAAAUUGGCCAUCAAAGUCAAAUGUUGGCCACUAAAUUCAAAAGUGGUUCCGGUGGAAGCCAUGCUCAAAAGCCUCUAAAGGUGCCCACCACCAUCAUCAAAAAUAGACAACACGUAGCUUGUAUUAUUGUAAUAGCUUUAGCUUUUCAUAAUAUGUAAUAGUUAGUUGUAUUAUUGUAAUAGCUUUAGCUUUUCAUAAUAUGUAAUAGUUAGUUCAGUAAUGCUAUAAAUAGCAUGUAAUAUCAAAGAGAGAGGCACCCCGAUCUUGAGUUUUCAGAUCAUUGCUCUCUCCCUCCUUCCUCUGUAGUAAACCCAUGUUUUCAGCCAAAUAAUCAAGUAAAUCAAAUUUAAACUUUCAUACUA